Penicillium canariense is the source of this 519-nucleotide messenger RNA. RefSeq lists its product as uncharacterized. The coding region runs from base 1 to 519 and encodes 172 amino acids. The transcript has a single exon. Gene Ontology annotation, molecular function: carboxy-lyase activity. The record is from RefSeq and is a predicted model, not a curated record. NCBI's taxonomy places the organism in Eukaryota, Fungi, Ascomycota, Eurotiomycetes, Eurotiales, Aspergillaceae.
AUGCCCGUCCGGCCAUCUUUACAGAAUUCAACCUUCGACUCAGACCUCCGCGACCGCCACCUAAUAUACGAUUACAAUGCCCAAGAUAGCGCCGGUCGGUCGGAGAAAUGGCGAUACGAGAUGUGGUUCCAAAACGAGGACCGCAUCAACUACGCCAUCCACGGCGGGCCGAUGGCAGGGCGCAUCAACUUCCAAGCCGCGGAUUACCAGUGCAUCCGGCCCGGCGAGCUGUGGCAAUGCAACUGGCUCGAGGAGACGGGGACGAUAUGCUCGCUCGUCUUCGACAUUCCCCGACAGAAGAUCACCACCAUGCUAGGGUUCUCCAAGGGCCAUUGGGAGAGGGCAGAGGAGGCGCAUGGGAACAAGAGGAAUUCCGCGGAUUUAGAGAGAUGGAGGGGUCUGGCAAAGAUCGGAAAUCAGACGGACAGGGUGCUUUUGAGUGAGCAGGCGGAUAUUGUGGAGGAUUUUCGCGGACCAGGGAAUUUGAAGGCUGUUGAUAAUAGUUGGCCGACUUUAUGA